GCCGGGAGGUGGCAGGGGCGAGGGCCGCAGCCAUGGCCGCCAGUGUUGCGGGUGGGGGGCGCUGGGAGGUGGUGAAGAAGGGCCGGCGGCCUGCGUCCGCCGGUGGCGGCGGCGGUCGAGGCGGCGGCGGGGACCGUCGGGCGCUCGGGGAGGCAAACGGAGUGUGGAAGUACGACCUGACCCCUGCGAUCCAGACCACAAGCACCCUGUAUGAGCGCGGCUUCGAGAAAAUCAUGAAACGGCAGAAUAAGGAGCAAGUCCCACCCCCCGCUGUGGAGCCCAAGAAGCCAGCGAGCAAGAAGCAGCCAAAGAAGGUGGCGACUGCCGCCAGCCAGAACCAGAAGCAGGGCCGCUUCCGCAGCCUGGAGGAGGCUCUGAGAGCCCUGGAUGUGGCAGCCCUGCAGAAGGAACUGGACAAGAGCCAGAGUGUGUUCUCUGGGAACCCAUCCGUAUGGUUGAAGGACCUGGCCAGCUAUCUCAACUACAAGCUCCAAGCUCCUCUAAGUGAACCCACCCUGAGCCAGCAUACUCAUGAUUAUCCCUACAGCCUGGUGAGCCGGGAGCUGCGCGGGAUCAUCCGAGGACUACUGACCAAGGCAGCGGGGUCCCUGGAGCUCUUUUUUGACCACUGUCUGUUCACCAUGCUGCAAGAAUUGGACAAGACUCCAGGGGAGUCACUACACGGCUACCGCAUCUGUAUCCAGGCCAUGUUGCAGGACAAGCCCAAGAUUGCCACUGCAAACCUGGGCAAGUUCCUGGAACUGCUGCGGUCCCACCAGAGCCGACCAGCAAAAUGUCUGACCAUCAUGUGGGCCCUGGGCCAAGCCGGCUUUGCCAACCUCACCGAGGGAUUGAAAGUGUGGCUGGGGAUCAUGCUGCCCGUGCUGGGCAUCAAGUCUCUGUCUCCCUUCGCCAUUGCGUACCUGGACCGGCUGCUCCUGAUGCAUCCUAACCUCACCAAGGGCUUCGGUAUGAUUGGCCCCAAGGACUUCUUCCCACUUCUGGACUUCGCCUACAUGCCCAACAACUCUCUGACACCCAGCCUGCAGGAGCAGCUGUGUCAGCUCUACCCCCGACUGAAGGUGCUGGCGUUCGGGGCGAAGCCGGAAUCCACCCUCCAUACCUACUUCCCCUCCUUCCUGUCCAGAGCCACCCCGAGCUGCCCACCCGAGAUGAAGAAAGAGCUCCUGAGCAGCUUGGCCGAGUGUCUGACCGUGGACCCCCUCAGCGCCAGCGUCUGGAGGCAGCUGUACCCCAAGCACCUGUCCCAGUCCAGCCUGCUGCUGGAGCACUUGCUCAGGUCCUGGGAGCGGAUUCCCAAGACGGUGCAGAAGUCUUUGCAAGAAACCAUUCAGUCCUUCAAGCUGACUAACCAGGAGCUGCUAGGGAAAGGCAGCUGUGACAACCAGGAUGUCGUCGUGUGUGACAGAGCCUGCAAGGGCCUGUUGCAGCAGGCACGGGGCCCUGGGCUGCCAUGGACACGGCUGCUGCUGCUGCUGCUGGUCUUUGCCGUCGGUUUCCUCUGCCAUGACUUCCGGUCACACAGCUCUUUCCAGGCCUCCCUCGCUGGCCAGUUGCUUCAGUCGUCUGGUUUCUUGCCUGCUGGCCACCAAGCCUGUGCCAAACUCUACUCCUACAGCCUGCAAGGCUACAGCUGGCUGGAGGAGACGCUGCCGGCCUGCGGCUCCCACCUGCUUACUGUGCUGCGGCCCAGCUUGCAGCUGGCCUGGGCACACACCAAUGCCACCGUCAGCUUCCUCUCUGCCCACUGUGCCUCCCACCUCGCCUGGCUCAGUGACGGCCUCACCAGUCUCUCCGAGAGGCUCCAGCUCUCUGCUGCCCUGCACCGGCUGCUUCAUCUCCUGAAGGAACUGCUCUUCCUGCUCUGCCAGAACGUGCUGCUGCCCUUGUGGCACCUGCUGCUUGAGGCCCUGGCCCGAGCCCAGGAGCACUGCCACGAGGCGUGCAGAGGCGAGGUGACCUGGGACUGCGUGAAGACACAGCUCAGUGAGGCUGCCCGCUGGACCUGGCUCUGCCUGCAGGACAUUACGGUGGCCUUCUUGGACUGGGCGCUCGCCAUGAUAUCCCAGCAGUAGCCACCGGUCUCUGCCCCGGGCAGGCUGUCAGAAACUGCUGGGGGGCGCACAGGGGUGGUCCUGCAUGGGGGUCUCUUGUACGUGGUGCCUGAGGGCCACCUCCCAGGCAAGGGACCAGUCGCCUCUGCCCCGGUUCUGUCUUCCGUAGGGACUGGCCCCAGCGGUGUGUCAGCCCCCUGCCCACAAUUCCACUGAACACUUCUUGGGCCUGCCGCACAGCUCGCAGCCCCCUCCUUGGGCUGGCAGCCUCCCUCAGUUCCUCUCUCGCCUCCUCUUUCCGCUUCCCUCCAUCUCGAGAUACUCCUAAAGCCCCAGCGAGGAGCGGCUCCUGCGUUUCUGACAGAUGAGGCCCAUCCCAGACCUCAGCAGCCUCCUGUUCCCGUUCUGGAGCACAUCUUGAGCCACAGAAGCAAAAGAAGGGGACCUCCCGAAGAAUCCAGAAUACGGCAUCGCAGAGGGCAAAGCUGCUUGAGCCUCUCCCUACAGCUUGGUGGUGGGCGUCAGUGGACACGGGGCUGGGGGGAAGUCACCUCUCGCCUCCACGUGCCCAGCGCAGGCCCUUCAAGGCCCCUUGCUGCUCCUGUUCUACACAUCCCUACUUCCUCCCCUCUCCAUUCCCCUUCAGGGCGAGGGCUCUGCCUCGCUGGGCUUCUCCACCGCCCACCCCACUGUCCCUGGAGAGCAGAGUGCAGGCGCUGUGUGCCUCAGACCCAGGGACCCUUCCGUCAGCCUGGGCCGUGAGACAGGGUUCAGCAGUGGCCGCUGGCUAUGCCUGCAGAUGGAAUAAAGGAGACUGACUGGA
Molecule: messenger RNA, 2898 nt
Organism: Lepus europaeus (European hare)
Lineage: Eukaryota; Metazoa; Chordata; Mammalia; Lagomorpha; Leporidae
Gene: TMEM214
Product: transmembrane protein 214
Exons: 17
Coding region: 33-2096 (687 amino acids)
Cellular component (GO): Golgi apparatus; endoplasmic reticulum
Source: RefSeq, a predicted model, not a curated record